AUGGCUAAAGGAGGUGUGACCAAGCGUGGAAAGGACCCCAAUGCUCCAAAGCGUGCUAUGUCCGCGUUUUUCUUGUGGAUGCAGGAAAACCGCCAACGCCUGAAGAAGCCGGGAAUGAGCGUUGCUGAUGUUGCCAAAGCCGCCGGCGUGGAAUGGGGCAAACUCCAAGACAAGAGCGAAUGGGAAAAGAAGGCCGAAAACGACAAGAAACGAUAUGAAAAGGAGUUGGCUGCCUACAAGAAGGGCCAGUAA
This is a messenger RNA of Bursaphelenchus okinawaensis, 252 nucleotides long. The record is from the annotation of a GenBank genome assembly. NCBI's taxonomy places the organism in Eukaryota, Metazoa, Nematoda, Chromadorea, Rhabditida, Aphelenchoididae.